GAGGGAAUGAUAGACUAUAAUUAAUAUAUCCUCUCCUAUUAAAACCUAUCCCGCACCUGAGGCGUUUUCUCUCUUUUAAAACGAAUCAAAACCGCAGGAACCCCGCAAGAAAAUCCCCUCUUUCCUGCCCGCCGCCGAGGGAGGAGGGGAAUCAGGCGAAAAUGCCUCUCAAGACUGAAAACCGAAAGCAACUUUCGCAAUCACGUGGCACCGCGGAGAAGGGUGAAGAGGCUCUGUUUUGCGGCUCGCAGGAGAGGAGGAACUAGUUUGGACGCGGGUCUUGGAACAAAAGCGAUCCUGACAGGUUUCAUUGUGACAUCCUCCCCUUUACUCUCCUGCUCCCACAGUUUCCCCCAUGGGUACUCAGAGACCUCUCAUCGUGCCCUGGCUAAUGGAACAGUUGGACGCCCGGCGGUACCCGGGGCUGUCAUGGCAGAACCCAGAACGGACCCUGUUCCGAGUGCCGUGGAAACAUGGCUCACGGCAGAGUAUUUGCUGCGAGGAUUUCCAGCUCUUUGAGGACUGGGCCAUUGCCAGAGGCCGCUAUCGCCCAGGCAUUGACCAGCGGACGCCCUCCGAGUGGAAAAGGAACUUCCGCUCAGCCCUGAACCGGAAGGAGGAGAUCCGCAUGUUUCAGGAUAACAGUACAGACUCCGAAGACCCCCACAAGGUGUUUGAAAUCCUGCAUGGCACAAAUCUGAAUGACUCUGCCCAGGGGGCAGCAGUCGGUGACAUUUCGCCUACCGUGUCUGGGAGCACGGGACAGUCUGGAGACAGUUCCUCCUCUUCCCAGGGCGAUAUGAUGAGUUCCCUGGAAUUUUGCAGCCCGUCAGAAGGAGCAGAGAAUCUAGCUUGCACUGGAGGCCUGGCCCCAUUCAGCUUGGAUAUGAAUCUCCCUGCAAUGGCAGAGCCACAGCUGGAUCAGAUACUGGGAGCUGAUAUGUUUGCACUAGGAGCAGAGAAUCUCGCUUUCUGUGGAAGCCUGCCCCCACCCGAGUUGAAUCUAGUUCCAUCCGCAACUGCAGCAUCUCCUCUGCAGGACCUCUUGAGUAGCGAGACUUUCGAGUCAGAUUUUGAGGUCCGAGCCUACUAUCGGGGUCGGCUGGUCCUCGCCGAAAUCUUCACGAACGUGCGAGGCCUGUGCUUUGUGCCUCCAGGCUCCCAGGGCCGCUACCCCGAUUUGGCGGACGUGGUCCUGCCCGACCCAGCCUGCUUGACGGACAGUCUGCAAGCGACCUACACUCAGCGCCUUCUGCGAGGCGUGGCUCCGGGGGUGCUUCUCCGUAUCGAGGGUAUGGCUUUGUGUGGCAUGCGCCGAGGCCAUUGCCAUGUGUCCUGGAGCCAGUCGGAGAUGCCUGAAGACAAGACGCCUCACGGGGUUCUACUGAAGGAACAGUUGGGUCCCAUUUACAACCUGCAGCAGUUUGUGCAAGACCUGAUUGGAUAUAUGGAAGGCAGACAGGGAUCUCCUAAUUACACCUUGUGGUUAUGCUUUGGGGAAGAUUGGCCAGACACCGGCCGGCCCUGGAAGAAAAAACUGCUCAUGGUGGAAGUCAUCCCUAAGACGCUGGAAGCUUUCUACGAGUUGAGCCAGUCCAACGGGGCCUCAUCAUUAAAAGGAACAGAGCGGGACCUAAGGAUAUCGGAUUCGCUGCAGGGAUCCUUUCUGGACCAACUGAGAGAAUGGGGAGAGAAGAUGGAGAUGCAGUUUAAUUAGCCGCACAAAACUUUUAUCCCCUCCUUUCAGAGAUAGCUGCAGACUAGGUCCUCUUCCUCAGACAGCUUUUGGUGUUUCUCUUAUUGCAGCAGAAUCAAGACUCCUGAGAAAGGGGCAUGCUGGCAUCUCCCUUUCGUGGAGAUGGUCACUGCUCACUUGCACAAACCCUUCCACUGAGACAGCUUACAGCCGCUGUCGGUUUCUAUUAGCAUCCUUGUAUGCAGAGAAUAUUCAAGAGUUUGGGGGGUGGGUGGGUUCGUUUGGUUUUAUUGCUUCAUCUGUUCUUGUCCAUAUCGUUUGCUGGGUUCGUCGAAGGCGUCACAACCACAAUCAGCAGCUGAACAUGGUGAAACCGCUCCUCUUUAACUAGGUCUUUGGCUGUUAAACACACUCUGGCUUUUAAAAUGUGAGGCUUUUUUCUUUAUUAUGUUACGCACUGUGUGUUUUUAUGUUGUAAACCACCCUGUGAUCUUUAGGUGAAAGCCGGUACAGUGGUACCUCUGGUUAAGAACUUAAUUAGUUCUGGAGGUCCAUUCUUGACCUGAAACUGUUCUUAACCCGAGGUACCACUUUAGCUAAUGGGGCCUUCCGCUGCCGCGCAAUUUCUGUUCUCAUCCUGGAGCAAAGUUCUUAACCUGAGGUGCUAUUUCUGGGUUAGCGGAGUCUGUAACCUGAAGCGUCUGUAACCUGAGAUACCACUGUAUAUAAAUUUAAGAAAUAAUAAUAAUGGCAAAAACUGGAUUUAUCAUCUCUGAGUGUCCCAAUUAUGCUUAAUAUUUAACAUUACUUUUUACUGCUUCUUGUUUGUAAUCUUAGUGUGUGUUUUUUUAACCUCACUUUUUAAUCCACAGUAAUUCUGAUGCAGGCUUGCUGUUUUUCUUAAAAACCAUUAGACGUAUCCAGUCCUUUCUUUUGACAGUGCUAAGACCGUAGCAAUUUUUUGCCAAUUCUCACCCCGUUUGCUCUAAUCGGUCUCCUUCCCUUUUUCUUAUUUCAGUCCUCAGCUCUGGUAAUCAUCUUGUUAUCUAUAAACUUAUUUUAAAGUCUC
Messenger RNA from Zootoca vivipara (common lizard), 2765 nucleotides. It is a transcript of the gene IRF3, whose product is annotated as interferon regulatory factor 3. NCBI's taxonomy places the organism in Eukaryota, Metazoa, Chordata, Lepidosauria, Squamata, Lacertidae. Gene Ontology annotation, molecular function: protein binding; RNA polymerase II cis-regulatory region sequence-specific DNA binding; DNA-binding transcription factor activity, RNA polymerase II-specific. The record is from RefSeq and is a predicted model, not a curated record. Gene Ontology annotation, biological process: immune system process; regulation of transcription by RNA polymerase II. Gene Ontology annotation, cellular component: nucleus.